AUCUCACUUGGCUCCGGGCUAAGCGAGGACUCUUGAGUGGUAUCAGGGGGUGGGCAGUUUUGACAGUAACCCAAGCCAGUACAAACAGACCAAAUAUCCACAGCUACUCUUCAGUCAGAGAGUGAAUGAGCAUCUGGUUGUACACUGAUUUUGAAUUGGCAGAGAUAUCCAGAAAAGCGCCUUUUUUGUUUAGUCUGAAGUUAUUAAAAGUCUGGGAUGAACUUUGCUCUGGGCUUUAAAGCAGCGAUGGGAGAUGCCAGCUCAGUGGUGAACCUAGAGAAGCAGCUCAUUUGUCCCAUAUGUCUGGAGAUAUUCAGCAAACCUGUCAUCAUUUUACCCUGUCAGCACAAUCUCUGCAGGAAGUGUGCCAAUGAUGUUUAUCAGGCCUCCAACCCUCUUUGGCAAGACCGUGGAUCUACAACUGUGUCCUCAGGAGGUCGUUUCCGCUGCCCAUCAUGCCGUCAUGAGGUGGUUUUAGACCGGCAUGGUGUAUAUGGCCUACAGAGGAAUCUUCUUGUGGAGAAUAUCAUUGAUAUCUACAAAUCAGAGACCAGCAGGCCGCUCCCGCCCAAAACAGAGCAACAACAGUUGAUGUGUGACCAGCAUGAAGAGGAGAAGAUCAACGUCUACUGCCUUACCUGUGAGAUGCCCACCUGCUCCAUGUGUAAGGUGUUUGGAGGUCACAAGGACUGUGAGGUGGCCCCGCUGCAGGUCAUCUAUAAGAGACAGAAGACAGAGCUAAGUGAUGCAAUAGCCAUCUUAGUGGCCGGAAAUGACAGAGUACAAGCGCUGAUCUCACAGAUGGAGGAUAUUUGUAGGAACGUUAAGGAUAAUAGUCGGCAGCAGAUGCAGCAUAUCUCUGAUAAAUUUGAUGAACUUUAUGCCAUCCUGGAAGAGCGUAAAAGGGAUCUAAUGGAGCGUAUCUGCAAUGAGCAAGACCAAAAACUGGGUCACGUACGCGGUCUCAUCCGUCGCCACGGAGACCAUUUGGAGAUGUCCGUUAAACUGGUGGAGACAGCCAUCCAGUCCAUGGAGGAACCUCAGAUGGCUGUGUUCCUACAGAGUGCGAAGGAAGUGUUCAAAAAAAUCACAGACACUGCCAAGGCCUCCAACAUUGAGCGGACGGAGGCCGGCUAUGAGAGCAUGGCCCACUUCACCGUCCAUACAGAGGAUGUGGCCGACGUGCUGAGAGCCAUCGACUUCCAAACAGGUGAAGAUUUGAAAGACAGUGCAGAUGAAGUCCUUAAAGACCUGACCACCUCGACCGCUCAUCAGAGUGGUGAAUCAGGGAGACCCUAACUUAUACUAACUGAGGGUAUUUCCAGUGCUGAUGAAAGAAAUCGUCUUCUGUAAUCUCUUGGACAUCACUAUGACAUCUGUAUGCCGAUAUAUUGAAUUUUAACACCUCAAAUUGAUCACUGAAAAAAAUUAUUCAUUGAAUUUAAUCAAUUUAUUUAAGCUACAUUUAAACAAAAGUUUUAUAUUUUAUUUUACUUUACUAAUCUUUUUUGUUUAAAUGUAGCUUAAAUAAAUUGAUUGCAACCACUUAGGUACCUUAAAAAAAUUAUUAAAUUUAAUGAAUCAUUUUUUUCAGUGUAGUUUAUAUUAUAUUAUAUUACCUACAAUGUAUUGAGUCUCUAUCUACAUAUUUAAUGUGUAUUAGAACAUAAAUACCAAAAACUGCUGUAUAUCUGUAUCUGUUUUGUCUAAAAUGUUUUGUAAACAAUCUGUGCAUGAAUAGAUGUUAGUCAGAAUGUUUGGGUUUUUUAAGGUUUCGAAAUACAGAGAAUUCUGUAUUUAUUUACAAAUAAACAUUUUAUUUUUGUUUUACUUAAAAAAAUAAAGAUUUGUAAUUAUU
Messenger RNA from Misgurnus anguillicaudatus (oriental weatherfish), 1858 nucleotides. RefSeq names its product tripartite motif containing 54 (gene trim54). NCBI's taxonomy places the organism in Eukaryota, Metazoa, Chordata, Actinopteri, Cypriniformes, Cobitidae. Gene Ontology annotation, biological process: regulation of microtubule cytoskeleton organization. The record is from RefSeq and is a predicted model, not a curated record. Gene Ontology annotation, molecular function: zinc ion binding. Gene Ontology annotation, cellular component: cytoplasm.